This is a messenger RNA of Epinephelus lanceolatus (giant grouper), 535 nucleotides long. The record is from RefSeq and is a predicted model, not a curated record. NCBI's taxonomy places the organism in Eukaryota, Metazoa, Chordata, Actinopteri, Perciformes, Serranidae.
CUGCAACGCUACAGGUGCACACAGGCUGCCUGUGCACACACACGGCCGUGUCCUUCACAAGAUCACUGUCUCUGCAGACAGAAGACCCACUGAAAUCCUCCUAAGCAGAAAACCACAGAAGAAGUGACAGGAAAGAAAGAUGGACUCUAUCUCUAUGAUGGGCAGCAGGAGCCCUGUGUUCCUCACAGCCCCAUCCUCCCACCACCUCCGACACACACAGACCUGUUUCCUGCCCAAUGGCACAAAGAGCCGAAUUGGAGAUGUAGAGACUGCCCAUCUGCUUGCCCAGCCCACAGUGGCCAUCCUGGGCUCAGGUGACUUCUCCAAGUGCCUGACCAUCCGUCUGCUGCGAUGUGGCUUCCAUGUGGUGGUAGGAAGCCGCCAUCCCAAACUGGUAGCCCAGUCAUUUCCUCAUGUGGUGGAUGUGACCCACCAUGAAGAUGCUGUGGGGAAGGCUGGCAUCGUGUUCCUGGCAAUCCGCCGUGAGCACUACUCUUUCCUGUGGGACCUCAAGCAUCUACUGGAAGUCAAGUGA